Molecule: messenger RNA, 1726 nt
Organism: Brassica napus (rape)
Lineage: Eukaryota; Viridiplantae; Streptophyta; Magnoliopsida; Brassicales; Brassicaceae
Exons: 3
Coding region: 78-728 (216 amino acids)
Source: RefSeq, a predicted model, not a curated record
AAUUUGAGUGGGAUGCCUCAAUUGGAAAUCUUGUUAAAGAAAACUUUGAUCAACUUGCCGCUACCCGUCUCAAAGGAAUGGUUAGUCUCGCAAAGUCAAAUGGAGAAAAACCUGAUUGGAUUUUGUCUGAUUACUGGAGGGUAAUGUCUGAGUAUUGGAGAACAUCAAAGGCCAAAGAUAAAAGUGAGAAAGCUCGGGCUUCUCGUCUAUCUAGACGUGAUGGUUUAGGUGUACACCGACACAGAGCAGGCUCACGUUCUUAUGCAAAAGUUCAGGAUGUUUUGGAGGCAAACAAUGAAGACUCUUCUUUCAUUGCUGUGCUGAAAAAAACACACCAGAAAUCUGAUGGAACUUAUGUUGAUGAAAGAGCUCGACUAAUUGCUGAGAAAUUUGAUGAAUGUGUUCAAGAACGCUUGUCUGAAAUGGAAAAUUCUAGUGGAGAGGAUUUGACAAUAGACAAUCUCACCCUUGAAGAGAAAAAUGAAAUCUAUUCUAAGAUUGUUGGAACAUCAAAACAAGGUCGUGUAUUUGGACUUGGGUCACUCCAAAGAGGUGUUUUAAUGCCUUUAGAGUCUUCGACGGGUUCUCCACUAGGUAGUGCAGAUGUGGAGACAAUAACUCAUCGAGUGGGAGAGCUUGAAGCUGAAUUGCAAAAGAGUCAUGAUGAGUAUGAAGACCUUAAGAAACGAAUUGAAGAUGUGGAGGCUUUCUGCUUCAACACAAACUAGUGUGGCUAUGGUGUUAUUUCUGGUUUUGGUUUUUGGUGUUAUUUUAUUGGUUUUUAGUUGCUUUAUUCACUUGCUAUGAUUUUUUUCAUUUAAAUUUCUGUUCAAGUUUAAACUAUAUUUAUAAUUUUUUAAUGUUAUGGAAUUUUUAUUUUCAAUAAUUUGUCUUUAUCAGAUUUUUUUUUUUGGAAAAAUAAUUAUCAAAAGUACGUUGUAAUAUAGCUAAUAUUUACAGAAUAUUUAUAAAAAUAAAAAUAUAUGGAUAUAAAUAUAAUUCCGUAAGAUUGUGACUAAUUUAAUAAAAGUAAUCACUACAACUUUUACAUCUAAAUUAGUAGCUAAUUAAGAUGGAUUUGUGAUGUUUUUUUAGUGAAGAAUUGUGACGGAUACGUGACAAAAUAUAAGUAUCUAAUUAAGACUGAUUUGUGACAAAAUUCCUGACAAUUUGAGUGACAAAACUAGACUGUUUAGUGACUACGUAUCGGUCCUCAGUUGUGACGGAACUGUUACUCAUUUUCAGUGACAAUACAUAACAUAUCUGUGACUGCAAAUUAGUAGCAAAAUUAGACUGUUUAGUGACUAUGUAUUAGUCCUUAGUUGUGACGAUUGGAGACCAAUGUUUCGUCGCACCGAGUUACGAAAAUGAGACGGUGUAAUGGUCACAUAAAAUGACGGUUUUGUGACAUGAUUAUUAGUUGCUAAUUGUGGCUGUUUUGUCACUUACAUAUAUCGUCACGACUUGUGUCGGACUUGUUACGGUCUCAAUACGUUGCAAAAUUGUUACGUUUUUGAUACCAAAAAAAAUUUGUGACGAUUGUAUUGCAACCGUUUGCAAACAGUUACAAAUACGUCACAAUGUCAAUAUUAAGACGAAAUAUUUUUUAUUGUGACAAAAUAUUUCGUAACAAUACACUCAUUUUCUUGUAGUGAAAUAAUUAUAAUGAGAAAGCUAACGGUAGAUAAUUAUCCAAGCUAAUAUAGGAGGAAUCCUAACAGAUGAC